AUGGGCAGAGUUCCUGUAGCUCCUGAAACUCAGAUUGAAGCUAUCAAACUGGAAGACGAUCUCGAACCUUACGACCCCACAGCUGACUUGAGACGAUAUAAAAUGCCGUCAACAGACCUCUUACUGGAGUAUGCUGAUCAGAAAGUGGAAGUAGACAGGGCCGAACUGGAAGCCAAUAAAGAUCAGAUAAUAGCCACCUUGCUGAACUAUAAGAUAGAAAUCACUAAAAUCAGAGCAACUAUAGGUCCAACGGUGACUCUAUACGAAAUAGUGCCGGCUCCUGGUGUAAAAAUUUCCAAAAUAAAAAACCUGGAAGAUGAUAUUGCUUUGAGCCUUUCUGCUUUAGAUCUGAUCAUGACUGCGGGCAAAGAGGUGGAGUUGCCUAUCGCCCGUCUCGCACAGCUUGCAAGGGCCAUUGGUAUUCACCUGAUCAUAGCCACGCAAAGACCGUCAGUCAAUAUCAUCACUGGUAUCAUCAAAGCCAAUUUCCCUGCGAGACUUGCAUUUAAGGUCACUUCCAAAAUUGACUCGAGAACCAUCCUGGAUGGAGGUGGAGCAGACCAGUUGAUCGAUACACCUGAAGUGGAGAGUGUCAUCAAACACAUAGCAGAUCAGCCAGGUUUUGCAGAGCCUUUCUAUCUGCCGGAAUAUAAAAGUGAUGAUGAAACCGGUGCAGGAAAUUCUGAUUUGAAAAUGUCAGAUCUGGACGAAAAUUUUGAUGAAGCUGCCCGAUUGAUCAUCAGUGCUCAGCAUGGAUCUACAUCACUCAUCCAGCGUAAAAUGCAACUCGGAUUGGAAUAUGCACAAGCCAGAUGA
This is a messenger RNA of Darwinula stevensoni, 816 nucleotides long. The record is from the annotation of a GenBank genome assembly. Lineage: Eukaryota; Metazoa; Arthropoda; Ostracoda; Podocopida; Darwinulidae.